This is a messenger RNA of Manduca sexta (tobacco hornworm), 1690 nucleotides long. Its product is annotated as UDP-glucosyltransferase 2-like. Bases 92 to 1642 code for a protein of 516 amino acids. The record is from RefSeq and is a predicted model, not a curated record. Gene Ontology annotation, molecular function: UDP-glycosyltransferase activity. Lineage: Eukaryota; Metazoa; Arthropoda; Insecta; Lepidoptera; Sphingidae. The transcript is spliced from 4 exons.
UUGUUAUCAUAUAUGCUUCAGUGUACAGUGUCUACUCCCAAAAUACAGACGUUUUGAACAUACGCAUUAUCGGUUACAAGUUGAAUGCAAAAUGAAUACGCGAGUGAAUUUUGCACGAUAUUUAUUAAUAACAUGUGUUAUAAUGACUGGUGUUCAGACUUUAAAUAUACUCGGAGUGUUUCCGUAUGAAGGAAAAAGUCAUUUCUUCGUAUUCCAUUCUUAUUUGCAAGAAUUAGCAAGGAGAGGUCACAACGUUACAGUUAUAUCACACUUUCCUCAAAAAAAUCCUUCUCCUAACUACCACGACAUUAGUUUAGCAGGAACUUCUAGAGUUUUCGAAGAUAUGAUCCCUUUCGAAAGGUCCUAUUUUGUAAUUUUAAAAAUAGGCUUUUUUAUUGUUGAUAUCGGCACAGAGAAUUGUCGAAAGUUAUUAGGACAUCCAGAAGUGCAGCAGCUGUGGAAAACUAAAGCGAAGUUUGAUGUAGUGGUUGUGGAACAGUUUAACAGUGACUGUGGUUUGGGCCUGGCCCACCAACUCGGGGCUCCAGUAGUCGGCAUCAAUUCCCACGUACUCAUGCCAUUUCAUUAUUCGCGAUUUGGUAUCCCUUACAACCCCUCUUUUGUGCCUUUCCAAUUUUUUAAUGGUGGAACGAAACCCACUCUAUAUGAAAGGAUAGAGAGCAAUAUAUUUCAUGCGUAUUUCAACAUAAUCUUCAAAUACUGGAGCCAAAAUGUCAACCAGAGGACGCUAGCACAAUAUUUUGAUGAUGUUCCACCUUUGGACGAAUUAGCAAAGGAUAUAAAAAUUAUGUUAUUGUAUCAUAACUUUAUCCUGUAUGGAUCUACAAUAUUAUCCUCAAAUGUAAAAGAAGUGGGAGGAUAUCACGUAGCCGCACCAAAGGAAUUACCCGCUGACAUUAAAAAAUUCAUUGAAGAAUCGGAACAUGGUGUUAUUUACAUUAGUUUUGGCUCCAUGCUGAAAGCAUCUACAACACCGCGAGACAAAGUAGAAGCUAUUAUCAGUGCAGUUUCUGAAUUGCCACAAAGAGUCAUAUGGAAAUGGGACGAAAAGACACUGCCAGGCAUACCAAAGAAUAUACUUGUAUCUAAAUGGCUACCACAAAACGAUAUUCUUGCGCAUCCAAAAGUAUUGGCGUUCUUCUCGCACUGCGGGUUAUUAGGAACAACAGAGGCUAUUUACCAUGGAGUUCCAGUGGUCGGAAUGCCUGUGUUUGGUGAUCAGCCCGGUAACGCAGCGGCGAUCGAAGAAAGUGGAUUAGGCGUAAGAAUACUAAUCGAAGAUCUCACUAAAGAAAAUCUUUUGGAAAAAAUUAAGACUGUAUUGGACCCGAAUUUCAGGAAUAAAGUUAAACAGUUAUCUAAAGCGUGGCACGAUCGGCCAAUGUCAGCUAUGGACAGCGCCAUCUAUUGGACAGAGUUCGCGGCGAAAUACCGAAACCUCACGUUCCGUUCACCAUCUGCUGAUGUUCCUUUGUACCAAUAUAUGUAUAUAGAUGUAAUCCUAGUACUUGGGAGUAUCCUUAUUACCAUGUUCUUUGUAGCACGAACUUUAUUAAAAUUAAUUUUAUAUCUAACGAGAUUACUAAGUAAAGACAAUAAAAAUAAAUUAAAAUCCAAUUAAAUGACUACCCACUAAGCAAAUGUUGUAGUAAAAUAUGUAGAAAUGAUA